AUGCGGAACCCAACUCGGCGACUGCUGCUUCUCCUAGCAGCUGUCACGGCACGGACGGCAUUGGCGUCGCCCAACUGCCCGCCGCUGGGCCCCGUGUUUGAAAAGCCGCAAAAUUUCAACUCGAGCGCGGCGAUACGGUCGGCGCUGGCCAACCUCACGCAGGCACUGACGGCGCGCGACCGAGACAACUCGGCCGCGGUGCUGGCCAACACGACCAGCUACAGUAUCGAGGUGUUCAGCACGAGCGGCGACACGCCCGUUGUCUUCAGCUGGCACCACACGGCGUCGGCGCUGGCUGCCAGCAACUCAUCGGCGGCCGGGGUCAAGCGCGUCGACUCCAGCACCGUCUACCGCCUGGGCAGCCUGACCAAGGUCUUCGCCGUCUACACCUGGCUCGCCCAGGACGGCGACGCCAAGUGGAACGAACCAAUCACCAAGUACGUGCCCGAGCUGGCCGCCGCUGCCGAGAGGGCCAAGGCCGAGAACGACCCCGUCAAGAACGUCCCGUGGCAGGACGUCACCAUCGGUGCACUUGCAUCGCAGCUGUCGGGGGCCAUCAGAGACUACGGGCUGCUGGGCGAGCUGUCGCAGCAGAUCAAUCAGAGCACGGCCGUGUCGCUGGGGCUUCCACCCCUGAAUAGCUCCGACCCGAUGCUGAAUCCGUGCGGCCAGUGGCCGCUGUGCAACCGGACCCAAUUCUUCGACGGGCUGCUGCAGGCAUACCCGUCGUACGCGCCCUUCACAACGCCGGCGUACACCAACACGGGCUUCCAGGUCCUGGCGUACGCGCUCGAGAGCAUCAAGGGCAAAAGCUUCAAAUCCAUGAUGCAAGACAGCAUCCUGAGCCCGCUGGGCCUCAACCGCACCUACUACGACAGCGCGCCCGCCGAGCAGGGCGUCAUCCCUGGAAACGCGUCUGACUCGACGUGGUAUUAUCAGCUAGGCGACGAAAGCCCGGCCGGGAAUAUGUACUCGUCGGUAGGCGACCUGUCGGUGCUCGGGCGGUCGAUCCUGGGGUCGUCUCUCCUCGCACCAGCGCUGUCGCGGCGGUGGCUCAAGCCGGCAGCGCUGACGUCGGAGCCAGUGGCGAGCGUGGGGUACCCGUGGGGGAUCCGGCGGGUGAUUCUGCCGCUGGCCAACGGCAAGCGCACCGUUGACGCGUACAACAAGGCCGGGCGCAUCGGCUUCUACUCGUCGCUGAUCAACUUGCUGCCCGACUAUGACGUCGGCUUCUCGGUGCUGAUUGCCGGGCCCGCCAUCCCAGGCAACAGCAACUUCAACCUCGCCGACUUCAUCGGCGUGCGCCUCGUGCCCGCGCUCGAGGCCGCGGCACGCGAGCAGGCCAACGCCAAGUACGCGGGCGACUACCGCUCGGUGUCGACCAACUCGUCGCUGCGCCUGACCACGCAGGACGACCGGCCGGGGCUGGGCAUCGAGAACUGGCUGAGCAACGGCACUGACAUGCAGACGACGGCCGUGGUGCUGGCGGCCGGGUACACGGGCGUGCAGCCGAGCAUCCGGCUGUACCCGACGGGGCUCGAGACGGUGCGGGCCGACGGCUCGCGCAGCGCCGCCUUCAAGGCCACGUUUGAGGACGUCGGCCUGCCUGCCCGCAACGACAUGUUCUCGACCGACUGCGGCAGCUGGGUCACGCUAACGAGCGUCACGUACGGCACCCAGUCGCUCGACGAGUUCGUCUUUGAGAUUGACAGGGCCGGCAAGGUUGUAAGCAUCGAGUCUCCGGCUUUGAGGGUGGUUAUGCAGAAGACGUAG
Messenger RNA from Lasiosphaeria miniovina, 1773 nucleotides. Its product is annotated as beta-lactamase/transpeptidase-like protein. Bases 1 to 1773 code for a protein of 590 amino acids. NCBI's taxonomy places the organism in Eukaryota, Fungi, Ascomycota, Sordariomycetes, Sordariales, Lasiosphaeriaceae. The transcript is spliced from 4 exons. The record is from RefSeq and is a predicted model, not a curated record.